AGGCUGCAAGAAAAAUACUCCAGGAUUGUGUGGUGGGGUGGAAUAUACGAAAAACAACACCAGGGUUGUGUCAUGUGUGGUGUGAGGAAUAUACGAAAAAAGACACCAGGAUCUUAAGCGGAGACUGAUCUCGUAUGAUCUUUGACUUCAUAUCGAUUUGGAAUGCGAUUGUUGAAUGUGUUAUUGCAUCAGUCGUCUGUAAUAACACUUUUCGUAAAAUACCGCACAAUAUAUACCUCUCCACUUAGAAUGGUGCUUGAUUUAGAUCUUUUCCGCGAGGAACGCGGUGGUAAUCCGACCAAAAUACGAGAGAAUCAAGGAAAACGAUAUAAAGAUGCAUCUAUGGUUGAUAAAGUGAUAACUACUGAUGGCGAAUGGCGAAAAUGUCGUUUUCAAGCAGACAAUUGGAACAAACUGAAGAAUUUGUGUAGUAAACAAAUUGGAGAGAAAAUGAAGAAAAAAGAACCUGUUGGUGACACAGAUGAACUCCCUGAAAUGAUCUGUAGUGAUAUGUCUGUUCUUAAGGCAGAAACUUUACAGGGUUUGACUGUCACUCAGAUCAAGAAAAUUAGAGUUUUGAUUGAUGAAAAAAUAGCAGAAUGUCGCCAACAAGUGGAAGAAUGGGAAAAAUUGCGUAAUUCAACUCUCUUUGAAAUUGGAAAUAUUCUUCAUGAUGAUGUACCAGUUAGCAAUGAUGAGGAAGAUAAUGGCAUUAUCCGAGUAGUUGGAGAUUGCUCAAUUAGAAAAAAGUAUUCUCACAUAGAUCUUGCUGUUAUGGUAGAUGGUAUUGAUGUUGAUAGAGGUGCAUCCGUAUCUGGAAGUCGAGGGUAUUUUAUGAAAGGACCGUUGGUGUUUUUGGAGUAUGCAUUACUUCAACAUGCGAUGCAAAUGCUCUAUGAAAAAGGAUUUACACCACUUUACACACCAUUUUUUAUGCGUAAAGAUGUUAUGCAAGAGGUUGCCCAGUUAAGUCAAUUUGAUGAAGAACUUUACAAGGUGAUUGGCAAAGGAACUGGAGAGGACGGAACUGCUGAUGAAAAAUAUUUAAUUGCAACAAGUGAGCAGCCAAUAGCUGCAUUUCAUCGUGGAGAAUGGCUUGAUCAUAAUGACCUUCCUAAAAAAUAUGGAGGCUCAUCAACAUGUUUUCGUCAAGAAGUAGGAGCACAUGGCCGUGAUACGAGAGGAAUAUUUCGCGUUCAUCAAUUUGAGAAAGUGGAACAGUUUGUGAUAUGUUCUCCCAAAGAUGACAUUUCAUGGCAAAUGUUUCACGAGAUGAUUGGAAAUGCUGAAGAAUUUAAUAAAUCUUUGGGAAUUCCUUACAGAAUAGUCAGUAUCGUCUCAGGUGAACUGAAUAACGCUGCGGCAAUGAAGUAUGAUUUGGAAGCGUGGUUUCCAGGAAGUGGAGCAUUUCGUGAACUCGUAUCUUGUUCAAACUGUACAGACUAUCAAGCAAGACGACUACAAGUUAGGUUUGGUCAAACAAAGAAAAUGCAAGAAAAGGCUGAAUUUUGUCACAUGUUGAAUUGCACAAUGUGUGCAAUCUCUAGAACAAUUUGUGCUAUAUUGGAAAACUAUCAAACGGAAGAAGGAGUUGAAUUACCUGAAGUAUUGAAACGCUUCAUGCCACCAAGUCUGCAAUCAUUAAAAUUUAUCAAUCCAGCACCAAUUGAUGAACAAGCUCAGAGUAAGAAACAGAAGAAGAAGGGUAAGACAGAUGUAAAACAGCCAAUGGAAGAAAAAAUGGACGAUUUGAAAAUAUGAAAUCAUUUUGCAUGAAUGAAAUCGAACUGAUUCUAUAAUAUGUGACGCUAUAGAAUGGUUGUUUUCAAACUGUGUUCUUAGUUGUUCGCCCAUGUUUCUUAAGGUUUAUCAUAUAUGGUCUGCUCUUGUGAUCAUUAUAGAUAAAACGCAGUUUCUUUUAAAUAAUCUUCGAGUUGGCGUGUUCAUACUCGCGUAUUAAUCAUAAAUCUGAAAAAAAAUUCUCCACUUCGUCA
This is a messenger RNA of Xenia sp. Carnegie-2017, 1994 nucleotides long. Its product is annotated as serine--tRNA ligase, cytoplasmic-like. Gene Ontology annotation, cellular component: cytosol. The record is from RefSeq and is a predicted model, not a curated record. Gene Ontology annotation, biological process: seryl-tRNA aminoacylation. NCBI's taxonomy places the organism in Eukaryota, Metazoa, Cnidaria, Anthozoa, Malacalcyonacea, Xeniidae. The coding region runs from base 163 to 1761 and encodes 532 amino acids. The transcript is spliced from 10 exons. Gene Ontology annotation, molecular function: serine-tRNA ligase activity; tRNA binding; ATP binding.